CGCGGCGCGCACCGGGACAGGCGGACGCAGCCGGCCCUCCCCUCCUCCCCGCUCCUCGCCUCCUCGCUCCCAGCUCCGCAGCGCACCGCAGGCGCCGAGCGCAGCCCGCCGACCAUGAUGUACCAGGGCUUCACCGGCGAGUACGAGGCGCCCUCCUCCCGCUGCAGCUCCGCUUCCCCGGCCGGGGACAGCCUCACCUACUACCCGUCCCCGGCGGACUCCUUCUCCAGCAUGGGCUCCCCCGUCAACCCGCAGGAUUUCUGCUCCGAGCUGGCCGUGUCCAGCGCCAGCUUCGUGCCCACCGUGACGGCCAUCUCCACCAGCCCCGACCUGCAGUGGCUGGUGCAGCCCACCCUCAUCUCCUCCGUGGCCCCCUCGCAGAACCGCGGCCACCCCUACGGCGUCUCGGCGCCACCGGCCCCCGCCGCCUACGGCCGCCCCGCCGUGCUCAAGGCGCCCGGAGGAGGCCGAGGGCAGAGCAUCGGCCGCAGGGGCAAAGUCGAGCAGCUGUCCCCGGAGGAGGAGGAGAAGAGGAGGAUCCGCCGGGAGAGGAACAAGAUGGCAGCGGCCAAGUGCCGCAACCGGCGGCGGGAGCUGACCGACACGCUGCAGGCGGAGACGGACCAGCUGGAGGAGGAGAAGUCCGCUCUGCAGGCGGAGAUCGCUAACCUGCUGAAGGAGAAGGAGAAGCUGGAGUUCAUCCUGGCGGCGCACCGGCCAGCCUGCAAGAUGCCCGAGGAGCUGCGCUUCUCCGAGGAGCUGGCGGCCGCCACCGCGCUGGACCUGGGCGCCCCCAGCCCCACCGCGGCCGAGGAGGCUGCCUUCACCCUGCCGCUGAUGCCCGAGGCGCCGCCGGCCGUGCCGCCCAAGGAGCCCAGCGGCGGCGGGCUGGAGCUCAAGGCCGAGCCCUUCGAUGAGCUGCUUUUCUCCACGGGGCCGCGGGAGGCCUCCCGCUCGGUGCCCGACAUGGACCUGCCCGGGGCCUCCUCCUUCUACGCGUCGGACUGGGAGCCGCUGGGCGCCGGGAGCGGCGUGGAGCUGGAGCCCCUCUGCACCCCGGUGGUGACCUGCACCCCGUGCCCCAGCACCUACACCUCCACCUUCGUCUUCACCUACCCUGAGGCGGACGCCUUCCCCAGCUGCGCCGCCGCGCACCGGAAGGGCAGCAGCAGCAACGAGCCCUCGUCCGACUCCCUCAGCUCCCCCACCCUGCUGGCCUUGUGAGGGGCUCGGCCGCCCCGCACUGACUGACCUGCCGGGCCCCCUCCCCUGCCCGU
Messenger RNA from Cygnus atratus (black swan), 1277 nucleotides. It is a transcript of the gene FOS, whose product is annotated as Fos proto-oncogene, AP-1 transcription factor subunit. The record is from RefSeq and is a predicted model, not a curated record. Gene Ontology annotation, biological process: regulation of transcription by RNA polymerase II. Gene Ontology annotation, molecular function: RNA polymerase II cis-regulatory region sequence-specific DNA binding; DNA-binding transcription factor activity, RNA polymerase II-specific. Gene Ontology annotation, cellular component: nucleus. Lineage: Eukaryota; Metazoa; Chordata; Aves; Anseriformes; Anatidae.